Molecule: messenger RNA, 1749 nt
Organism: Symbiodinium natans
Lineage: Eukaryota; Dinophyceae; Suessiales; Symbiodiniaceae
Source: the annotation of a GenBank genome assembly
AUGGUUGGCUUAGGCAAUCUAGACAAGACGGAAUUGAGACCUUGUACCCACGAAACUUCCCUGAGCGAACCUGACGUAAUGUUGCUGAAGGAAGACAUCAGCGAAAGCUCCACCACCUUGGACGAGGUCAACGACUCCCUUCGACAGCUACGUAGCGUUGUCGACGAGCAGUUAUCACGACAGAAGGAAAUCCUGCUGGAGCUGGCUAUGCAGGUGACGCAGUUGUCAGAGUCUGGUAAAAGCCUCUUCCGCCAGUUUUCAACCGACAGCGGAGCUAUGGUGACGCCCAUGACGCAAUCCAUGGAUGUGGCCCAGGCCAGCCAGCUGCAGAAGCCUCCUGACUUGCCGGCCUCUUUCGGCACCAAAGGACUCCUCACUCCGCCUCCCCCGGCCGCGCGCCGCAGCAGUCGAACCUCGGAUACUAUUCCGGAGCAGCCAGAGCAGCCUGAGCAGCCUGAGCAGCCAGCGCAGCCAGAGCAACCUCUGACUCAUAUUCUGGACCUGGGACUGCCUCAAGACUUUGGACGCGGCGUCACUGGCGAAAGCAAGCGAAGUGGGUGCACCGACGAGCUGCCAGAGCUGUCCGAGAAGUGUGCACGACAGUCUCGUCAAUCCGAGCUCCAAGCAAUGAAGGCGCAGGUCCGGAACUCCCUCACCAGUGCUUUCUCCAAAGAGCUGCCGCCGUACAUGAAGGGAAGCCGCUGGGCAGCUAGGAUCGUCUCGUCCAAGCCUUUUGCCAUGCUCAUCGCCCUCUUGAUAUUCCUGAAUCUGGUGCUACUGGGGGCCGAGGUGGAUGCCUCUGCCAACCUUCCCUUAGAUGUGCAGCUGCAGAGUUUCUACGUCCUCAACAACAUCGUUGUGGCCAUUUUUUUGGUCGAAGUGGUUCUGAAGAUGGUCGCGUUCAGCUGCAGGGGAUUCUUCAUGGGCCCUGAGAGGCUUUGGAACAUCUUCGACUUCACGAUUGUGCUCCUCAGUCUGCUCGAGAUCAUUGCUGACUUGCUUGCCCAAGCGAUGACAGACCUGGACUUUUUGGACAUCAGCCACUUGCGCGUGAUGCGUUUCGCUCGACUGGUGCGGGCAUUGCGGGGAAUUCGUGUGAUUCGCUUGCUACGCUACAUCUCUGGCUUGCGGACUAUCUUGUUCUCCAUUGUCAGUACUAUGAGCGCCGUGCUGUGGACCAUGGUGCUUCUGUUGAUGGUCUUCUUCUGCUUCGGAGUGCUGCUUGCCCAGAUAUCGACAGACCACUGCCGUCAACAAGUGGACUUGGCCUGUGCGCCGCAGUUACGCCGCUUCUGGCCCUCCGUCUCUGAAUCCAUGCUGACCCUGUUCCUCUCCAUCACAGGAGGGAUCAGUUGGGUUGAAGCUCUGCAACCUUUGCGAGAGAUCUCGGUUUUGGCUGCGAUGGCGUACUUGCUGUACAUCGUUUUGGCGGUGUUUGCGAUCUUAAAUGUCGUGACAGGCGUCUUCUGUAACAUGGCAAUUGAGAGCGCGCGGGCAGACAAGGACAUGGCAAUCUUACAGCAGAUGCGUAAGCACGAGGCGCAGGUGGAAUCACUGCGGAUGCUCUUCAAGGAGAUCGACAACGAUGGCACAAGCCUGCUGACGCUCCCGGAGCUCAAGGAAGCGGUGAAGACUGAGAACAUGGCCAAUUUCAUGCAGUCUCUGGACAUCUCUACCCAGGACGUUUGGACCCUCUUCACGUCACUGGCUUCAACUGUGUGCUGCAAUUGGCAGUUCUGGUACGAAUAA